AAAGGCAAAGAAGGGUUCAAAUCAAAAUCAGAAUUAGGAAAACCUAAGAGUUGGAUGCAAGGAAAAAUGGGUCCUCCUGUAAUGCUAUCUCUUGUUAUUGCAGUUUUGGUGGUGGCUCUAAGCCUAUCGUAUACAACAACUGCUCAAGCCCACCGGGAUUCCUACUCUUCAACACUUACUUUCAACGAUCACGAUCAUGACCACGAUCACGACCACGACCACGACCACGACCACGACCACGACCACGAUCACGAUCACGAUCACGAUCAUCACCAUUACAAGUCUCCACCCCCACCUCCAUACAAACGGAAAUCCCCCCCUCCACCACCACCAAAGAGAGACGAAUAUCUCUCACCUCCACCACCUCCACCACCAAAAAAGUCUCCUCCACCACCGCCAAAAAAGUCUCCUCCACCACCGCCAAAAAAGUCUCCACCACCACCACCAAAAAAGCAGGAUAACAAGUCACCACCUCCACCGCCACCAAAGAAAGACGAGCAUGAGUACUCCUCUCCUCCACCGCCACCAAAGAAAGACGAGCAUGAGUACUACUCUCCUCCACCGCCACCAAAGAAAGACGAACAUGAGUACUCCUCUCCUCCACCACCACCGCCAAAGAAGCAUAAGGACAAGUCAGCCCUCCACCACGAUCCCCUCACGAUUAAUUAGGUCAAUAAGGGAUUCCCAUCAACUAUAAACCAAGAUAUAAGGAAAAAGAAUAAAGAAACGAAGAAGUAUGUAUUUAGAUCAAUUAAAGAAAACAACUUAAAGUGCUAAAAGAAGGUUGUUUUCAUCUAUUUGCUACCUACGAUCCUACGUGUUUUCUACAAUUGUGUGUUUAGUUUUCCGUUGAUUAAAUAAAACUCAAUCUUACUUUCGUGUGCUUA
Cucumis sativus (cucumber) is the source of this 887-nucleotide messenger RNA. RefSeq names its product extensin-3-like. The record is from RefSeq and is a predicted model, not a curated record. Bases 55 to 669 code for a protein of 204 amino acids. The transcript has 2 exons. NCBI's taxonomy places the organism in Eukaryota, Viridiplantae, Streptophyta, Magnoliopsida, Cucurbitales, Cucurbitaceae.